This is a messenger RNA of Ceutorhynchus assimilis (cabbage seed weevil), 1569 nucleotides long. The record is from the annotation of a GenBank genome assembly. Lineage: Eukaryota; Metazoa; Arthropoda; Insecta; Coleoptera; Curculionidae.
AUGACCAAUUUGGUCCUGAAAUCGGGCCUAACCAAAUCAGACCCGCAAACAACCCCUGUACUGAUAAUAGGGCAAACGAAGCACCUCUCUCAGCUACGUUUCAACGAUAUCAGACCCAAACUGGAACCCAGAGUCAGCGAAGAAACAUUCAAAUUAGCAGUUGCAAGUUUGCACCCCUCGCCCACUGAUACCCGAUCUUUGUGGCUCAAUCUUGCCACCGUUGCGGCUUUGCCUUUGAAAUGUAGCAGGCAUAAUACACCUUCGAGAGCGCACGCCAUUACUAAAAUUGUUCAGAGUUCUGUUUAUGGAGAUUCAGUUGAAAGUAUUGUGAUUAUCUGUGAAAAAUCUGAUGUAUAUGCAAGUGCCAGUGCAGUCGCGAGAGCUUUUCCUCUCUACUCCAAAAAGUCGACUGAAUCGAAUGAUGCUGACAAACCAACAGUUUCUCUAGAAUUUCUAAUAGUCCUGAGCAAUGGAGUGUCAGCACCAGAAGCCAACGGGCAGCUCACUGAACCUGAGCUGCAAUGCCUAGAAAAUGCAGUCACAGGAAUAAGAUUAGCUGCCCGAAUUGUAGACACGCCUUGCAAUGAAAUGAAUGUUGAUGACUUUUUAAUGGAAGUCAAAGCCAUCGGAUCUGCUUUAAACAUCGAGCCAAAAAUCAUCAGAGACCAGGAGUUGGAGAAGAAAGGCUUUGGUGGCAUUUACGGCGUGGGCAAGGCCGCCCAAGUGCCUCCAGCCUUAGCAGUGCUGAGCCACACUCCUGAAGAUGCCACCCAAACCAUCGCUUGGGUAGGAAAAGGCAUAGUUUACGACACAGGCGGUCUAAGUCUUAAAGGCAAAACCGCAAUGCCUGGAAUGAAGCGAGACUGUGGCGGGGCUGCAGGAAUUUUAGGUGCCUUCUAUGCUGCUGUUAAAAAUGGUUUUACUGAAAACUUGCACGCUGUUUUUUGUUUGGCGGAAAAUGCGGUGGGACCGAACGCGACUAGGCCAGAUGAUAUUCACACUUUGUAUUCGGGGCGUACAGUGGAAAUUAAUAACACUGAUGCUGAAGGCCGGUUGGUGUUAGCUGAUGGUGUUGCGUAUGCUAAAAAGGAUCUUAAGGCUGAUAUUAUUUUGGAUAUGGCCACUUUAACUGGAGCACAAGGUAUAGCUCUUGGUAAAUACCAUGGAGCAGUCUUAACUAACAACGGCGCAUGGGAAUCUACAGUGCAAAAAGCCGGCCUAUCCUCUGGAGAUUUAGUGUUUCCCAUUCCGUUUUGUCCAGAACUACAUUUCUCCGAGUUCGCUUCCGCUCUGGCAGAUAUGAAGAAUUCGGUGGCAGACAGAAACAAUGCUCAAGCUAGUUGUGCGGGGCUAUUUAUAGCAGCGCAUUUGGGCUUUGAUUUUUCUGGUACUUGGAUUCACGUGGAUAUGGCUUAUCCUGUUCAUGUUGGUGAACGAGCUACUGGUUAUGGGGUAUCUUUGCUUACAACACUAUUUGGGAGCUACAGUAAGCAGAGUUUGUUGAAAAAUAUUGCCCCUGAAAUAGUUACCAGUACAGAAAGUGCCUGUAAAAAACCUAGGAUAAUGUAA